Messenger RNA from Cylicocyclus nassatus, 787 nucleotides. The record is from the annotation of a GenBank genome assembly. NCBI's taxonomy places the organism in Eukaryota, Metazoa, Nematoda, Chromadorea, Rhabditida, Strongylidae.
CGUAAAUGUGAAAUUCAUCGAGUGUUAUUGGCGCACUUCUCACCAGUCACGGGCCAUACGAAUCGCUGAAUCUUGACCCUUAUCAGCAGUUAUUUCCACGCACUGAGCGCAUUCCUGCUCAAUUGUUUACCAAAUCAUCGGCAUGCAUACGUACACAGCUCCUGACACACCGCUAGUGCUGCCCUUUUACGAGGAACUACAAAGUAAUUCCACGAUAGAUAUUCGAGCUGAAGUAUGCAGUCCUGAGAAAAAAUUUUUCAUCGAAAUCAUUAGCGGACCUCAUUCGCUGUUGAAUGUCGAAUUCUGUUUCGGCCUCACCAAGGCUAUAAUUCUUCGAUCAUGCAGCAGCAGUAUGGAAGGCAAUGAUACUGUACAAGUUGGUAAUCCUCUCUACGGUGGACAGAAAUUUCGUUUGACUGUGCACGUCCGUGACUCUUAUUAUGAGGUAUUGCUAAAUGGCAAGUUUAUAGCCGAAUUCCCGCAUCGCUAUCCGACGCGACUGGCGCAAUGUUUAGCAAUCUCGAAAUAUGUUAAUAUCAAGAUUAUAGAUUUUGUGGGAUUAUCUAACGCAUGUGAAUCGCCGAUAACGGUAAGAUCGGUGGAUGAGCCAACUGUUGAGAAGAUUAUGCGCCAUUGGGCGGUAUCUAGCGCAUGACGACCGAAUUUCGCACCACGAUUGGAACAACCGUUGGAGGAAAUCGUCUGCUCAUUCCAACUUCGUUCUUUUCUAAUAUGCUUUGUUAUUCAUGUUUUUCAUGCCAAUGAUGAAAAUACACUUGAAGCCGUC